AGCAUUUCGGAGAAAUGAGUAAAGAAGGAACCGUAGCAAGCUGUCAAGCGAAGAUGAAGGUUCCUGUAACUGCAUUGACGUUUGUGCUGGCGCACAUCAUAGUGACACAGUCAUUACCUUUUCCUGGUCCAACCACAAGACCGCCUCCUCGACCAGUGGCCCCAGGGCAGUGCGGUGGUGCUUUAGUCGGCCCAUCCGGGAACUUAGCAUCUCCUAAUUACCCUGGUAACUACCCCAGCAACGCGUAUUGUGUGUGGACCGUAACGGUACCUUCGGGCUCACAAUUCAGGAUUGACUUUCUCUUCUUCGAAACAGAGCCUUGCUAUGAUUUGGUGAAAGUCUAUCAGGGAAGAAGGCUGAUCCGUCGUCUGACUCAAGGAGGGGAAUCUGAUGACAACAAAUAUUUCAAGGAUAGAAAUGAUGAGAACGACGACGACGAGUGUGAUGACGAUGAUGAUGACGAUGAUGAUGAUGAUAACUAUGACAAGAAUGGAAAGAGAAAUUACAUGUUUGCCGAGCCUCUGAGAGCAGACAGAAAAGCAAAAGUUGUCUCCGUUCACGGUAAUGGGGAACCCGUGAGGAUUGUGUUCAAAUCCGAUCCAUGGGUGACAAGGAGAGGAUUCUUUGCCCAUUACACCAUGGGGAAAGCCCUAUGUGGCGGUCCUCUGGCUUCACCAUCCGGGAACCUUACUUCUCCCGGUUUUCCAGCAAAUUAUCCGAACAAUGUUGAAUGUAAAUGGACUAUCACUGUUCCUCUUGGAUCAACUUUGGUUUUGAAUUUCCGCGCCUUUGAAACAGAACGGUGUUUUGAUCACGUCAAGAUUCUCCGUGGCUUUCGGGAGAUACGUAGUUUGAGUGGCAUAUACGGGGCUUAUUCGUGGUUUACAGGGAGACACGACGAUUUCUUGGAUGACGAUUGUGAUGAUGACGAUGACGAUGAUGACGAUGACGACGAUGAUGACGACGACGAUUGGAUGAAAAAAUUCCGUUAUGGAUUCGGAAUGACAAAAUACCAUGGUUUUCCAUUCCUGCCUCGAGUAUACAUCCUGGGAAAUGGCGAACAGAUAUCGAUUAAUUUCAAGUCCGACAAGAUUAUCACUUUUAAAGGAUUUGAUGCCACUUACCGAGUUGCACAAGGCCCAGGAAAAGGAAAGUGAUGACUGAUGCCUAUAGAAUGAACGCUUUUGAAAAAUCACGCGAUAACAUUUCAUUCGAUGUUUAUUACUCUGCCCUAAAGUCCGGUUGUUCUUCCGCACGCUUUUAUGAGACGCAUUUCUCUUUAAUUAUUAAUGUUGAUGACAGUCAAGAUUUUUACAUUGUUGCAGUUUGAAAAGUGUACGUUGAAAUAAUGAGAAAAAAUUGAUCCAUUUUUUGCAUGAGGUUGACACAACGCACGUGCGGGAUUUAUUGUCAAAGUUUUCAAUGGGAAAUUAGAAACGCCCCCUCUUGAAUGGAGUAAAGUGGAAAAAAAGGCAUAUUAGAGAUGCAACGUACAUUGACUUGAAACUUAAAUGAUUAAUAAAAGGGGAAUUCAUAUCGUUGUUGAUGAGAAAUCAAUAUGUAAACAAACGACAACUUCGUGUGUUCCCAAGAUUGACAAGGGCGAUCCACACUAGUUUAGAAGACAUCGACUAUUUCUGAGAGGUCAUUUCUCGCAUACUGUCGCAGAUGUAAUCUGUAAUUCAGCUUGAUUUUUCUGUAUGUGUCGUACUCUUGACUUCAAAGACAUCUCUUCAAUAAACAACUUACCCUUGUGGAAGAAAUAACCAGUAAAGGGCACAGCCGAAGAAAUAGAAGACAAAUAAGCUAAGAGGUGUUUCAAAGUAUGCAUUUUGAUAUUCUCAAGGUAACAUUAUAGUAUUCAUUAUCUUGUUAUUAUUAUGUAAGUCAUUCUAGGUUUUGGAAACUUAAUUUGGAUUUGGCUACCAAUACUGUUAAAAUUAAGUUAAAGCUGUCGUCGGCAAUGCCCUCAGUUUAUUUCAAUUUUAAGCCUUCAAUAGGAUAAAUGGUGAUUAAAAGUAAUUAUUCAUCACACACAAGAAUUUUGUGGUAAUGUCA
Messenger RNA from Stylophora pistillata, 2058 nucleotides. RefSeq names its product procollagen C-endopeptidase enhancer 1. The record is from RefSeq and is a predicted model, not a curated record. Lineage: Eukaryota; Metazoa; Cnidaria; Anthozoa; Scleractinia; Pocilloporidae.